CCUUCCUAGCCCGCGCGGCCAAGUGUUGAGCAGUCCGCAGCCUCAAGAAAGGAAUGCGAUGUCUUGAGAACCGAGAGUUCCGCCAUCCCUUCCUCAGAUGAAUGAAGGCGAACGAUGGUCGUCCUUCUAGCCGGCCGAGCCAGAGCCAAGGGCAGCCUUUCAGGGGGCCAUCUCAGCGGGCGGACGGGCGACAACGCAGUUCUCGCCGGCCUGCCGAGAGAGCAUCAAGAGGCGGCGGGAAAUGCGGGAAGGGACCUGGCGUGCAAUCGCGGGACUGGGGCGGCCCAUAGCGGCGAAGGAGCGCGCUGCGGGCGCCUCUUCCUGCCCCUCCCAGCAGGGCCGGGACCUGGGCAAGAGCGGGAGAGACAUGGAGGAGGAGGCGGCGGAGAAGGCCGGGGCUGAGCCCAGGAGGCGGAGGAGCCGGCGCCACUCAAGCGGGCGUCGCAGCUCGGAGCGAUCCCCGAGUCCCGGCCGGCUGGAUGUGAGCUCGCCGCGCUUCGACCCGCUGCUGGCGCUGUACUCGGAGCGCACCCCGUUGCCUUACCCGGCCGCGCCCUGCUUCAACAACCUGGCCGAGUACGAGAGCUUCCAGCGCGGCCUGCUUCGCGCCCCGGGUCGCUCGAGAGCAGCCGCCGGCCGCAGCAGCCGCUCCGCCGGGACUCGUACUCGGAGCCGGGCCGGCCGAGCCCCCGCCGAUCCCGAACGCCUCCAGCGGCUCCGCAACCUCAUGCUGGUCAAGGAGCCCAACCCAGAAGCGGCGGAGAGAGCGAGGGCGCGGGGCAGGAAGGCGCCGCGCAACGUCCUCACCAAGAUGCCCCUUCAUGAAGGCAGUCCACUUGGGGAACUCCACCGCUGUGUCCGUGAUGGUGUAAAGGUCAAUGUCCAUAUCCGAACUUUCAAGGGGCUUCGUGGUGUCUGCACUGGAUUCUUGGUUGCAUUUGACAAGUUCUGGAAUAUGGCCCUGACUGAUGUAGACGAGACAUACCGAAAACCAGUGCUGGGUAAAGCUUUCUACGUGGAGCCACAGUUGACCCUCACCAGACUCUUCGACAGACUGAGGUUGCAGGAGUCCUUGGUUAAAAAAGAAGCCGAUUCAAAGAUGACUACGGACUUGCCAGCCCUUCCAUAUGAUCCAAGGACAUCGAGGAGGAAAUCUGAGUCAGGUAGGGGAAGAUCAGAGGAGAAACAUGGAGCAAAGAAGCACGUCAGCAGAGAGAGGACACGAAGCUCUAGUUUGCCGAAAGUUUCUGGGAGAGACAUGGAUUUGCCCAGCAGAAUAUCCCAAGUAGAGGAGAAGAGCAUGGGUGGCAAAAGAGGCCGUUCCCGAAAAAAACAGAGGCCCAGAGUGGAUUAUCAGCAAGUGUUUACACGACACAUAAACCAGAUUUUCAUUCGGGGAGAAAAUGUGCUGCUUGUUCACCUGUCACAUUGAUCUCAUUGACUGAUUCCAGCCACAGCAGCUCAAUGAUGAAAAGAGACAGUAUUUUAACUCUUUUUCCUUUUGGCUAAAAGAGGGAAAGGAUUAUAGACAUAGAGACUUGAGCCAAUUGUCUGUUUGAGUGGACUGGAAUUUAUCUACAGCUGAUGCGAUGUCUCCCAAAACAGAUGCCCUAAACUUUGGGAGAUGCACAGGCUGUGUGGCUUUCAAAAUUGUACAGCUUGGAUGUGGAGUGACUUUCCUUAUACAGUAAAUAUUUAAAUUCUGCAGUAUAUACAGCUGGCUAAGUGGGUCUGGAAAAGCCACAUGGUCAUGACACUGAUGAUACUUGAUACAUGAUACUUCGAUGAGAAAUGUGAAUUAAGAGACAGAAUGCUGUAAGCUUGUGAAAAGGAGCUACAGCUGUAGGAAUUAGCUUGCUUGAAGCCAUCUCUCUCUUCUCCGUACACUAUGCAUAGGGGCCCUCAAAGGACUGGUCCAGCUUUGCAUUGCUCCUAAAGGAGUCCCAUUCUCCAAAAACGAAUGGAAAGAAAAAGGAGUUUGCAUUGCAACUAAUGUAAUUUUUUAAAAAAACUUUCCUCGCCAGUUCAUCUUUUCUUUUUUCUUUUUCAGUGACUGAAAGCAGCCUUUGACCUUUUGUUUGACAUUUAUAAAAACUGAGCCUUCCACCCAAUUUUUCUUUACUUGUUUUCCUACCCAUUUCUACCUGCAAGACAAUAUGUGUGGCUUCUCUGGCUUGAGCUUGCUUCGGUGUAUUUUUCAACAAUCCAGAAAUUGUAGCUUUUUUCCCAUCCAUUUUUGUGUCUUUAACAAUGAAGACUAAGAUAUACAUAUGCGGUUUAGAAAAAAGAAAAUGUUGAAUGUAUGCUUGGUGUUGCUAUCUGCUAUCUGGUGGCUUUGGGAAACUGAUUUCCCCGCAACUCUUAGUAACUACAGAAAAUACUUGGUUUGCAAUAUCUACUAGGAGUUUUCCAAUUAUUUUUUGACUCUCAGUGAUCCUUUUCAAAUGCUGCUUGUUCUUGAGAAGGAUGUUUAAAACUGCUGAAAAGAAUGCAUGAUGAUUUUUCAAAAAAAAAAUGGUGCUAUUCACAGCACCUCUGUAUCUUUCAACAUCUGUCAGAAUGGUGCAAGAUGUAACAAUGCAUGCAUAUGGACCAUGUCAUGAAAAUGUUUAGGGCACUAUAAAAUAGCAAUUCUGCUUAUGGGGAAUGUGUAAAACACAUCAGUAGCGAGAGAAGAUUCCCUUAAGUAGGAGAAAUGCCAUAAGGUCUUUUACAAUUUUAUUAAAAUAGAAUUCCAAAGCAUCUAUAAAAGCAUAAUUAAUACAAUACAUUUGGUGAGUCAUUCUGCAUUUCUAAAAUAACUAGAAAAAUCUAAUGACUGAGUUGCAUUAUGCAAAGGUCAAUUGUGAUAUAUUUUUGUCUGAAUGGCAAAACCAAGUGCAUUUUGUCUAAUAUUCUCCAGAGAGUAAAAAUCAAGCAUUUGAGGGAGGGAGAAAUCUUAUCAGAUUUUUUUUUUUUUUUACAGAUAAUAUUUUGGGGUAUCAGAAGCAUAUUAGAAAGCACGCAGCUUUGCUGUUGCAUGUGAUGCUUAUCUUGGAAGCAAAACAGGCAAUUAAAAGAAAGCCUCAUUACUCAUUUCUCAACACUUUCCUGGGGUGGCAAAGCCUUUAGCCACCAUUCCACCGGCAACUAAUGGAAAACCAAUUUUCUUUUGGGAUGCUGGAGCCUUGAAUUGCAUGAUAAUAAUUACACAAAAUAGGGAAGCCCAUGGAAGACAUUUUCCUGACUCGCAUCAAGCCAUCUCUUUUGGAGUGCUCAAAAAAGAUAAAAAUAAUCAUGAAAAGCGAUUUUCAAUGCAAAUGCAUGAGGAGAAAGUUGAGUGGCUCCCACUCUCAAGUCUUACUUUAAUUUAGGUUAAAGUGUGACAAUGUGUGUAACAUUUAAUUUUCCCCAGUAUUGAAUAACUCAAAACAUCAAAUUUUAUUUCAUCAGUGUAAUUGGGUGCAUAGUAGUAAAUAUGGUAAUAGUCAAGGAAAGGAGCUAGGAAGCAAUAUGUGUAGGAUGCAAGCAAAGUUUUGUGUAGUUAUAUUUGUUUUAACAAAAAUGGGAAUAUAUAUGCAAAAUGUGUGUCUUCCAUAGUUUGUUUCUUUGCUAUUCUAUGUUUUUUUUAAAAAAAUCAGUACAUGUUUCGAUGUGAGAUAGCUUCAGUUUCUGCAGCAACCUCUAGUUUCUGAUGUGACUUUCUCCAGCCUCUUUGUAAUGUAUAACAUCGCGAGGUAUCUUUCCAAAAUAGUCUUCUCCGGUGCCUUCAGAUAUAUUUCCUAGGACAUGCAUCUACACCUAGUUAGAGUCGGUUCACAAGUGUCCAGUAGAAGCUUCAGUGAUAUCAUGCGUAACAUUACAUCGUCCACUCCCUGUGGACUCUUUAUUGUAAGAGUCUUAUGCAGUGGUGAAAUGUAAAAUUUGUUACUACCAGUUCUGUGGGCGUGGCUUGGUGGAGGGGUUAUAUGACUAAGUGGGCGUGGCCAACUUGUUUUUACUUUUAAAACCAUUUUUUCUACAACUUCUUCAGCUGAAGAGGUUGUAAAAAAAAUGCUUUUAAAGCCUCUGACGAUCCCAGCUGACUUGCCUGAUUGGCAGAAGCUUUUUUUUUUUAAAGCCUCUGACGAUCCCAGCUGACUUGCCUGAUCGGCAGAGGCUUUUUUUCCUUUUAAAAACAUUUUUUCUAUAACCUCUUCAGCCGAAGAGGUUAUAGAAAAAAUGCUUUUAAAAGCUUCUGAUGAUCCCAGCUGAGCCGCACGAUCAUCAGAGGCUUUUUUUUUACCUUUAAAAGCAUUUUUUUUGGCCAAAGAGAUUGUAGAAAAAAUGCUUUUAAAUUUUUUUUAAAAAGCCUCUGAUGGUUGCGCGGCUCAGCUGGGCAAUGGGGGGAGGCAGGGAUUUUUGCUACCGGUUCUCCGAACUACUCGCCUCCAUUGCUACCGGAUCAGGCGAUCCGAUCCAAACCAGGAGCAUUUCACCCCUGUUCUUAUGGCUGAAUCCAUGUUUGAUAUCAAUUUUGACUUCUCUUGGAUAACCACAAAGUUUCACUAUUCCUCAGGAGUUCUUUAACUCACUCGAUUACUCUUUGAAAAUCCCAAUUUUUUUCCUUCUUUUUUGAACAUUGGUGCCAUAUGUCUUCUGGAAUUUUGGACAGAUUCAUUUAGUUCAGCAAUAGGGUCAAAAAGCUAGUAUUAGAAUGGAUUAUUUAAAUUUAGUUGUAUGGUUUUCCAUUAAUGAGACAUUUUCAUGCUUGAACCAAAUAUACUUAUAUAUUAAUUACAAGGCAUUCUCCCUUUUUCUUUCCUCUUCGACAUCAAACGAUGAAUAUACACUUCAGUGUUUUGAUUCAGUUUACCUGCUUGCUUCAUUCUCAGCUCUUCAUUUUGAUUUAAAAAACAACUAAUUUUAAUAUUUUCUCCUAGUAUUUUGUUUAAUUAAUGAAAGCCAAACUUUCUUGGUGCAUCCAUAUUUGUAAACUAGAAUACUGUUUGCAGAUUGAUUUUAUAUGUAUCACUAUUUGUCACUUCUUCUUCUUCUUCUUUUGUUUUCUACAAUAUUCUGUCAGUUAUUUAAGGGCAGAAGUUUCUUACCAGAGUCAUGUUCCCUUAUUGGAACUUAAUUUCAAAAGAUCAGAAUAUCUCUCUGAUUUCCUUUUGCUGCUUUUUCUUCAUGUAGCUUCUAAAGUGCCAUUUACUGAAAUAGAAGUGAUCCAGGAUUCACCUUAUUCCUUGACCUUUGUUUCUGUGAAAAUACUAUAUGUCACUAAUAAUUCUAAGUCAUCCUUAUUUUUAAAUCAUAUUAAUCUUAAUUAGCUUGUUGGCAGUUGUUACUUGAAAACUUCUAGGUGCUAAGCUUAAUUUCCAAGGCGUUACUUCUCAUAUACCAAUAUAAAAUGUAUUUGGAAACAGCCUGUCUUCCUUUAUGCCCUCGAUCCAUAGUAGUUUACCUCAGGACGUCUUAAUUCAUUUCUGCAGAAAUGUGUUUGCCAGAAUGGAACAUGUACUACCAAAACAUAGCUUUAAAAAAUCUUUAAAAGCUACCAAGGCAUAGUUUAAUAGCCAGUAGAGAUAAGCAUAAAAACUUGAAAAAGAAAGUUUGAGACUAGAGGCCAUGCAGAUACCAUGGGUGGAUUACUUAGCUGUGAGAAAAAGCAUUAAUAUUUUGAUUGCUUUGUUGGACAGUCCAUAAUUUACGAAUGGAGUUCAACCAAAAAAGAAAAAGCAAGCAAAACUGAAAUAGAAAAAAACCCUUACCUUCAAAUGUGGAAUACUUAGCCAAACUGGCUCUCCUGUUUUCUUAAAACUCACGUUGUCUGUUGGCAAAAACUAAGAAUGAUUUUAAAUAUAAGUUCCAUUUGGACAGUGUUUAAAAAUGCUUCUCUGUGACCACAUGCUACUUGUUAAAUUUAUCAUUAUAUCAACUGGAUAAUGUGUGAGUUGUUUAGCUGUUUACAGGAAUUUUCCACCAGUGAUAUGAAAUAAGUUGUGGAGGACAGUGUUCUUCUUCACACACACUCCACUUCUCCUCCUCCUCCUCCUCCUCCUCCUCCUCCUCCUCCUCCUCCAACAACAACAACAACAACAACAACAACAACAACAACAACAACAACAACAAUGUUCCUUCCAUUUUCUGUUCAGAGAAGCUACAUUUAACCUCUGUCAUACUAUGCAACUAUUCCCUUUUAUGAAGACAUGAAGAGUUGGUCAUCCUAUGUAACAGCAGACAUAUUGGCUCUCAUUGGAUAGGAUUUUUGGACAUUGAUAUGAAGAGUGUCUGUUACUAGCACAUCUUAAAACAACCUCCUUCUCUUGAAGAUUUUCUGUCACUUUGAGCUCCGAACAUUUAGUCAAUGGUGCAAAGAUGGAUAUUUACAGCUUUGUUGAUAAUAAUUUAUUGUAUGUCAGUCAACAAUUCAUUUCUCACUUCACAUGGCUCAUGCUGUCAAAGAUUUUCAUUUCUGGUUUCACAGAAACCCCAUUGGGGCUGAAGAUGAAUUUAAUUUUUGUUCAGGAGAAGAAAUACCCCAGUGCCUUGGUGAAGCUAUUCCACAAAGUGAAUGACAGAAGUUUAGUUUGGUGAAGAGUUAAGUAUAAAAAAACUUGUUUUUUCCUAAUCCAUGCAAAUGUUUCAGGAGAAUCUGAAAAGACCGUCUCCUCAGCUGACAAGACAUGAAGCCUGUCACAAAAGACAGAAAAGAAAUGCCGUGUCUGACUUUUGAUUUCUCCAUUUUUAGAGUAAAGUGCAGGCACGUUGGCACAUUUUCUCCUUGACAAUUCCCUGUCAAUAGAACCUACUUAUCCCACUUCUAUUGGGGUCAUUAGAAAUGACAAAGCUUUGGGCUGAUGGUUCAUGCGCAUCCUCAAUUUCAAAGCCUGAUGUUAGAGAAAUGAAUCGUUGACAUGACUCAUAUUUUUAACUAAUGUUAUUCUCGCAGUUCCUCCAUUGAAUCUUGGGGACUCUGGUGUGUAGCUAUGCAGUGCAAUUUGAAAUACAGUUCCCAUGGUCCUUGGCUUGAGAUGACUGGCUCUGAUUCCUUCCAUGUUUGUAAUGCAUAUAGGACUUGAUUUUCUUUCUCUGCUUGUUCUUUUUUUUUUUUUUUUGUAUCUCCAGAUGUUUCUCUUUUGUCAAAUGAGACACUCUUGGCACAUCUGAAGGACACGUGUCACAUUCAGUAUAAACUCGGACAGAGCCUGCAUGGCGCAGAUGCCCCAACCUUCUGACUUUGGUUUUAACAGUUGGGAAAAGUUACCGCUAACCUACAUAUGCUAUGUGAGCAAGGCAAAAACGCCAAUCAGCUGCCAGUCUGUGCUUUGGCCCUGCAAAUACUUGUUUAAAAAAUGUGCAAAUGGCCUCUAGUCUCUUUUCUUAAGGAUUGUAUUUCCAAGAAGGAGUUGUUGCUUGAACCCCUGCAAUGUAUGUACAUGUAUGAUGUGUCUUUAAAAAAAAAUAAUGCUUGAAGAUGUUAAGCGUCUGUACCAGGAGUUCAGUCUCCAAGGCAAUAAAUGUCUAACUGUAAUUAUAA
Pantherophis guttatus is the source of this 7501-nucleotide messenger RNA. It is a transcript of the gene LSM11, whose product is annotated as LSM11, U7 small nuclear RNA associated. Gene Ontology annotation, molecular function: U7 snRNA binding. Gene Ontology annotation, biological process: mRNA 3'-end processing by stem-loop binding and cleavage. The record is from RefSeq and is a predicted model, not a curated record. Gene Ontology annotation, cellular component: U7 snRNP. NCBI's taxonomy places the organism in Eukaryota, Metazoa, Chordata, Lepidosauria, Squamata, Colubridae.